This is a messenger RNA of Raphanus sativus (radish), 1576 nucleotides long. RefSeq lists its product as uncharacterized. Bases 129 to 1442 code for a protein of 437 amino acids. NCBI's taxonomy places the organism in Eukaryota, Viridiplantae, Streptophyta, Magnoliopsida, Brassicales, Brassicaceae. The record is from RefSeq and is a predicted model, not a curated record. Gene Ontology annotation, molecular function: zinc ion binding. The transcript has 7 exons.
GUUCAAUCGUACAGAAAGAAACAUCAAAUCAUUCCAUUAAAUAGUUUGCUUCUCUUCUCUCUCUCAUAAUAUUUGUCCGAUCGAGCAGCUUAUAGUAAUUUAUAUAUCACCGGUUUAGUAUUGGUACGAUGAUGAUGAAGCAACAAGAUUCGUCAGCUCAACAACCUGAAAUUGCUAUAAUCGUGGGCGGUUCUUCUUCAUCUCCUCCUCCUCAGGCUGAUCAUCAGGUGCAAGAAAAAUCUACUGAAGAUGCACCGAGGAGCGGAACCCACUUGGAUCUUUCUAUACAGAUACCCACUAAACCAAAGAGUUCACUGAAGUCCACAAGUUCAUUCAAAACCGUUAGUACAUCCUCACCAAGAGGGAUCUUGCGCAACCUAAGCUUCAAGAAGAAAGCUGUAGUAGCUCAUCCGCAAAGCGAGAGAAGCUCUCUACUAUCUCCUCCCCAUCUCAUGGAAACACCUAUAAAGCCUAAUAUCACUUCCGGUUCAACACCUUCUCCUUAUUGGAAAAGAUGCUUGUCCCUUCCAACUAGACAUGCUUCAAAGCUGUCUCCUAAGGCAUCUGCACAUGUUUCAGUUGAACCACCUAAUCAGGAAAAAGGAGAAAAAGAAGAUUGUAUUCUGUUACAGAAAGAUUCAACUUAUCCAUCAGUUUCAAGGUCCUUGUCCAUGCCUGGGAGGAACAUAGUGAUCGUGAGAUCCAUUUCCUUUGACAACCACAAAGCUCAUGUUUCCUCUGAGACAGAUCAAACCUCUCAUGUUCCCACGGAAGAAACAGAUGAAGAGAUUCCAGAAGAAGAAGCGGUGUGCAGAAUCUGUCUAGACGUGUUGGAAGAAGGCAACACUCUGAAAAUGGAGUGCAGCUGCAAAGGCGAUCUCAGACUUGUUCACGAAGCGUGUGCCAUCAAGUGGUUUAGCACAAAGGGGACGAGAACCUGUGACGUUUGCAGACAAGAAGUCCAGAACUUACCGGUUAUGUUGCUUCGUGUGCCGACGACUAACCAAUCAAACAACAGACGUGCUCGCGGUCAACAGAAUAUACAGUCACAAACCGCUAGUGCUUGGCAAGAGUUUGUGGUGCUAGUUCUGAUCAGCGCAGUCUGUUACUUCUUCUUCCUCGAGCAGUUACUGAUUAGGGACUUGAACACGAAAGCCGUCUACAUAGCAGGACCGUUUUCAUUAACGUUGGGACUCUUAGCAUCUGUUUUCGCCAGUGUCCUUGCUAUUAGAGAGUACAUAUGGACAUAUGCAGCACUUGAGUUUGCGCUUGUGGGCAUCUUGGUUCAUCUACUAUAUACUAUAGUGAGAGUAUCUGCAAUCUAUGCUAUACUUUUUGCAGGGGUACUUGGUUUUGGGAUAGCAGUGUGCCUUAACUCAUUGUACCUUUAUUAUUUCGCUUGGCGUGUACGUCUUGCUGCACAGAACUCACUUCCAGUUUGAAAUCUCUUUUCAUGUUGGCUGUUCGUUGAGUUUGUACCGUGGAAAAAAAGAAGGUGGUUAAGGUGUUGUGACUUGUAAAAUGUAAAUAUAUAUAACCACUCUUCUUCCAAUAUGUAAGGUGAAGGUGUUUCUUU